UUCUGCGCGCGCAGAUUAACGCAAACUCGGAAGCGGAUCGGUUGGAGUGAAGGUCACAUCGCGCGGAUUGAUUUCUACAGACUCAUGUUACGUGAGGAAACAGCUGAGAAGAGGAAAGGAAAGGAGCCCGGCAUGGCCCUUCCUCAGGGACGCGUGACCUUCAGGGAUGUGGCUAUAGAAUUCUCUUUGGAGGAGUGGAAAUGCCUGGACCCUGCGCAGAGGGCUUUGUACAGGGAAGUGAUGUUGGAGAACUACAGGAACCUGGAGUCUGUGGAUAUCACUUCCAAAUGCAUGUUGAAGGAGGUCUUGUCAACAGGGCAAGGCAAUACAGAAGUGAUCCACACAGGGACAUUGCAAAGACCUGGAAGUCAUCACAUUGGAGAUUUUUGCUUCCAGGACAUUGAAAAAGAAAUUCAUGACAUUGAGUUUCAGUGUCAAGAAGAUGAAAGAAAUGGCCAUGAAGCACCCAUGACAAAAAUAAAAAUCUUGAUUGGUAGUACAGACCGAUAUGAUCAAAGGCAUGCUGGAAACAAGCCUAUUAACGAUCAGCUUGGAUCAAGCUUUCAUUCACAUCUGCCUGAACUGCACAUAUUUCAGAUCGAAGGCAAAAUUGCUAAUCAACUUGAGAAGUCUACCAGUGAUGCUCCCUCGGUUUCAGCAUCCCAAAGAAUUUCUUGUAGGCCCCAAACCCAGAUUUCUAAUAACUAUAGGAAUAAUUUCUUGAAUUCUUCAUUACUCACACAAGAACAGGAAUUACACAUGACAGAAACAUCUUUCCAAUGUAAUGAGAGUGGCAAAGCCUUUAAUUGUAGCUCACACUUAAGGAAACGCCAGACAAUCCAUUUAGGAGACAAACCAUAUAAAUGUGAUGUAUGUGGCAAGCUCUUUCAUCACAAGCAGUACCUUGCAGGCCAUCAGAGAUGCCACACAGGUGAGAAACCUUACAAGUGUAAUGAAUGUGGCAAGUCCUUCAGUCAGGUGUCAUCCCUUACAUGCCAUCGUAGACUUCAUACUGGAGUAAAACCUUACAAGUGUAAUGAGUGUGGCAAGAUCUUUGGUCAAAAUUCAGCUCUUGUAAUUCAUAAGGCAAUUCAUACUGGAGAGAAACCUUACAAGUGUAAUGAAUGUGACAAGGCUUUUAAUCAACAAUCAAACUUUGCAUGUCAUCAUAGACUUCAUACUGGAGAGAAACCUUACAAAUGUGAAGAAUGUGACAAAGUUUUCAGUCACAAAUCAACCCUUGAGACACAUAGGAGAAUUCACACUGGAGAGAAACCAUACAAAUGUAAGGUUUGUGACACAGCUUUCACGUGGCAUUCACAGCUGGCUCGACAUACAAGAAUUCACAGUGGAGAGAAAACUUACAAGUGUAAUGAGUGUGGCAAGACUUUCAGUCACAAGUCCUCCCUUGUAUGCCAUCGAAGACUUCAUGCCGGAGAGAAAUCUUACAAAUGUACGGUUUGUGACAAGGCUUUCAUGCGGAAUUCACAACUGGCAAGACAUACUAGAAUUCACCCUGGAGAAAAACCUUACAAGUGUCAUGAAUGUGGCAAGACCUUUGGUCACAAUUCAGAUCUUUUAAUUCAUAAAUCAAUUCACACUGGAGAGCAACCUUACAAAUGUGAAGAAUGUGAAAAAGGUUUCAGUCGCCAAUCAAGCCUUGAGACACAUAAGGUAAUUCAUACUGGAGAGAAACCAUACAAAUGUAAGGUUUGUGACAAGGCUUUCGCGUGUCAUUCCUAUCUGGCAAAACAUACUAGAAUUCAUAGUGGAGAGAAACCUUACAAGUGUAAUGAGUGCGGCAAGACCUUCAGUCACAGGUCAUACCUUGUAUGCCAUCGUAGAGUUCAUAGUGGUGAGAAACCGUAUAAGUGUAAUGAGUGCGACAAGACCUUCAGUCGCAGGUCAUCCCUUCAUUGCCAUCGUAGACUUCAUAGUGGUGAGAAACCUUACAAGUGUAAUGAGUGCGGCAGGACCUUCCGUCACUGGGCAUCCCUCAUAUACCAUCGUAGACUUCAUACUGGAGAGAAAUCUUACAAAUGUACUGUUUGUGACAAGGCUUUCGUGCGUAAUUCACUCCUGGCAAGACAUACUAGAAUUCACACUGCAGAGAAACCUUACAAGUGUAAUGAAUGUGGGAAGGUUUUUAAUCAACAAUCACACCUUUCACGUCAUCAAAGGAUUCAUACUGGAGAGAAACCUUAGAAAUGUGAAGCAUGUGACAAAGUUUUCAGUUGGAAAUCACACCUUAAAAGACAGAAUUCAUACUGGAGAGAAACCAU
Molecule: messenger RNA, 2282 nt
Organism: Piliocolobus tephrosceles (Ugandan red Colobus)
Lineage: Eukaryota; Metazoa; Chordata; Mammalia; Primates; Cercopithecidae
Gene: ZNF611
Product: zinc finger protein 611
Exons: 4
Coding region: 85-2205 (706 amino acids)
Biological process (GO): embryo development; regulation of transcription by RNA polymerase II
Cellular component (GO): nucleus
Molecular function (GO): RNA polymerase II transcription regulatory region sequence-specific DNA binding; DNA-binding transcription factor activity, RNA polymerase II-specific
Source: RefSeq, a predicted model, not a curated record